Molecule: messenger RNA, 564 nt
Organism: Cygnus atratus (black swan)
Lineage: Eukaryota; Metazoa; Chordata; Aves; Anseriformes; Anatidae
Gene: BRD3OS
Product: BRD3 opposite strand
Exons: 1
Coding region: 152-421 (89 amino acids)
Source: RefSeq, a predicted model, not a curated record
CACCGGUGUACGGCUUGCAGCCCCCAGGAGCUGUGCCCCUGGGGAUGUCCUCCCCUGAGCACCAAGCUGCCGUCGGUCUGCACCGCCCCAGCGGGGUGUAUUUCGGAGCUGCCGGGAGGAAGAUCUCGCCUUUGAAGGUGCCCUUGAGCAGAUGACUGACAAGGUGAUGAACGGGAGGGUGCCCCUGCCCGAAAAAGCCUUGUCCGAGGGCUAUGCCCGCCUGCGCUACAGGGACACCUCGCUGCUCAUCUGGCAGCAGCAGCAGCAGAAGCUGGAGUCAGCGCCGCCCAACACGUACCUGAGCCGGAGCCGCAGUAUGUGGUACUCGCAGUACGGCAACGAAGCCAUCCUGGUGCGGGACAAAAACAAGCUGGAUGUCUCCAGGGACACGGGACAGUCCAAGUUUUGUGCUAUCAUGUAAUUCCGGCGGCUUGGCAUCAGGAAUCUGCACGUGGAGACGAACCAGACCUGCAUCAAGCUGGGAGCGGAGGGCUUGCACCGUCCCACCAGACCUGCGGCUAAGGCCGGGUGUGGGAUAGGUCAGGAAGGCUGCUGGAAAUUUAC